ACUACAGUCAUUUCUGGUCUUUUGCUCUGUCUGCUGAGAUCCUGCGUCUUAACGCGGGAUUGUUCCUUUAAGAAAACUGUGAAUGGUCCAUGAAUUUGAGCCUCGUCGCGCUGACGUAAGGGAAUUGGAGAGGUUGGUGUGCCUUGCAGGAAGAGGCAGAUACCAGUGAUGAGGACCAGGCAAAGGUACCAGAUUUUUUGCCGAGAUUUUAACCCCCACUUGUUGUGUUUUUUUAACGUCUACAUAUUUACCCAGCCAAUUUCUGAACUCGUUUAAAGUCCGUGACAGUAUAACGGUGCGCAUUCCCCUCCCUUUUCUGCACAUCGAGGAUUUUUUUUUUUUUUAAUUUUAGAUUGCCUCAUUUUUUUUCUUCAGCCAUAAAAAGAAUGGAUCGUGACGUGUUAGAAAAAAUGGAUCAUUACCAGGAGGAGCAGUCGGUAAAUCCUAUUACCGCGCAGCACGGGACAGCGACCAACAGCGACUCCAACUUGGGCAGCGGCCUGACUGACCUCCAGCCACCUGCUUACUUCAAACUGGAGUUCAGGAGAAACGCGGUGACCGAUGACUACAAAAUAACAUCUCAGGUCCUUGGCCUGGGAAUCAAUGGCAAAGUACUGGAGUGUUACUGCAAGAAAACAGGAGAGAAAUGUGCGCUCAAGAUUCUCUACGACACUCCCAAAGCCCGACGGGAGGUCGAGCUGCACUGGCGAGCGUCCGGAGGUCCCCACAUCGUACGGAUACUCAGCCUCUAUGAGAACAUGCACCAUGGGAAGAAAUGUCUCCUCAUUGUUAUGGAAUGCAUGGAGGGAGGGGAACUGUUCAGUCGCAUUCAGGCCAGAGGGGACCAGGCUUUCACAGAGAGAGAGGUGUCGGAGAUCAUGCAUGACAUUGGCAUGGCCAUAGAAUACCUCCACCACAUGGACAUUGCUCACAGAGAUGUAAAGCCUGAAAACUUGCUCUACACAACUAAAGAGAGCAACGCUACUCUAAAGCUGACUGACUUUGGCUUUGCUAAGGAGAUGACGCUGCACAACUCCCUGCAAACUCCGUGUUACACUCCGUAUUAUGUUGCGCCAGAAGUGCUUGGGCCAGAGAAAUACGACAAAUCAUGUGACAUGUGGUCUUUGGGUGUAAUCAUGUACAUCCUACUCUGUGGGUUUCCUCCAUUCUACUCAAACACAAGCCAGGCCAUCUCUCCAGGCAUGAAACAGAGGAUCAGGUUGGGCCAAUAUGAGUUUCCGAACCCAGAGUGGGCAGACGUUUCUGAGGAAGCCAAACAGCUCAUCAUUCAGUUACUGAAGACAGACCCCAGCGAGAGGAUGACGAUUGGACAGUUCAUGAACCAUCCUUGGAUUAGUCAAUCCAUGGUGGUCCCUCAAACACCUUUGUACACCUCUCAGGUUUUGACAGAGGACAAGGAACUAUGGGAAGAUGUAAAGGAGGAAAUGACCAGUGCCCUGGCCACGAUGCGCGUCGACUACGACCAGGUGAAGAUCAAAGACUUGGAUACAUCCAACAACCCUCUGCUGAAGAGACGCAAGAGGCCCGUUCCUCCGGGAGCUGACGGCGUAGAGGAAGCUGACAGAGGGGAUGGAGAUGGAUCAGGAGUGUGUAACAGUCAGAGAGAAGUAUUGUUUUCUGAAGAACAUGGUAACAUGAUCACGGAAGAAAAGUAGCAUUAAAACCAGAGUAGCAACAUUUUCCAUCCACAUAUCAAUUGUUGUAUUUUACUCGUUCUUUGUGUUCCUGCACUCACUUUAAAGAAUCCCAUUUAUUUUUAACUCUUACUACUUAAAGUGAAAUAAAAUGUUGUUUUUUAUCUUUUA
Messenger RNA from Oreochromis niloticus (Nile tilapia), 1826 nucleotides. RefSeq names its product MAP kinase-activated protein kinase 2. Gene Ontology annotation, molecular function: ATP binding; protein kinase activity. Bases 387 to 1676 code for a protein of 429 amino acids. The transcript has 11 exons. NCBI's taxonomy places the organism in Eukaryota, Metazoa, Chordata, Actinopteri, Cichliformes, Cichlidae. The record is from RefSeq and is a predicted model, not a curated record. Gene Ontology annotation, biological process: protein phosphorylation.